Papilio xuthus (Asian swallowtail) is the source of this 3724-nucleotide messenger RNA. RefSeq names its product neuroglobin. The transcript is spliced from 5 exons. Gene Ontology annotation, molecular function: oxygen binding; heme binding. Lineage: Eukaryota; Metazoa; Arthropoda; Insecta; Lepidoptera; Papilionidae. The coding region runs from base 556 to 1143 and encodes 195 amino acids. The record is from RefSeq and is a predicted model, not a curated record.
CGGCAUCGGAGACCCGCGUUUCAGCGUUUUUCAGCUGAAUUUCACCUGAAGUGUGCGUGUUGCACUGUGCAGUGUAGUGACUAAAUACGGAUUACUGUCGUGCACUGAAUUAAAGGCACCUCACGUUCUGCGCUAGUAAUUUCGGUUCAGAGAUGACGUAGCAAGAAUGCGGUCUGAUUAGAUAAGAUAAGUUAUGACGCGGGCCGCGCUCGGAUACGACGCGAAAAUGUUGCAGGAAUUCCAAUUCACGGAAAUUGUAAGACCGUCGAGAGAUCUGAAUGAAAUGAGAAAUUUAAUUUAAAACUUGAGAUGUAUAAUGUUGCUGCCGGUAAUGAAAACUUCUUCGGCAUAAACUAAGUGCUAUAACGACUUACUGAAGUAGUUCAAAGUGUAGAUAAGUCAAGUGGACAUUUUAUAGUUACAAAACAUUAGUAAAUAGUGAAACUGUGUCUAACUUAAAACAAAUGUUAUUACAAAGUUAGUACUGGAAGUGUGGAGAAGUGAUUAACGGAUAAGUAAUUUUAUUGUUGGUUAGUUGGAUGAUGAAGUGAAGUCAUGGGUUGUCAAUUGGGUAAGCUAGCAGCGUCAGAGAGGCGCGGCGCAGGCGCGUGCACAGGUCCGGCGCUGACGGACGCGCCGCCGCCGGCCACAGACCCUCGGUUGCCACUCACCGCCAAGCAGAAGUACUCCAUGUUGGCCUCAUGGAAAGGCAUCUCAAGGGCAAUGGAGAAGACAGGCAUCUGCAUGUUUAUCAAGUUAUUCGAAGAAAAUCAAGAUCUUCUGCACAUGUUCGAGAAGUUUCGUCAGUACAGGACCAAAGAGGAGCAGAUUAACUCCACGGAGCUUGCGGAGCACGCCAACAAUGUGAUGAACACGUUGGACGAAGGCAUCAAAGGUCUCGACGAUUUGGACAACUUUUUCGCGUACAUACAUCAAGUAGGCGCCAGUCAUAGACGGAUACCUGGAUUCAAAGUUGAAUAUUUUUGGAAAAUCGAAGCGCCAUUUUUAGCAGCCGUGGAAGCCACGCUCGGCGAUCGUUACACACCGAACGUCGAGAAUAUUUAUAAAAUUACGAUUAAGUUUAUCUUAGAGACCCUUAUAGAAGGCUAUGAGAAAGCUGGAGCCCCGGGUAACGCCACGUGAACCAAAGUAUUAUAACGGAAAACAAACCUCGAAUAAAAACAACUAUCAAAUUUUAGAAAAUUUAAUGUGUCAAUUUACUAUAUAAAACAUAUUACCAAUCUAACGAAAAAAGUUACAUCUCUUAAGCGAUGUAAAAAAAGAUGUAACUCUUUACGUUAGACGGUUUGAGACGCUAAUGCGUUUUUUCAAUUAGCUGUUAUGUAUAUUAAAUGUGAAUAAUUUGUGUAUAGUCGAUGUUAAAACUUUUCUUCGCGAUAGUACUUUGUAAACUUCUAUGAGUCGAUGGAAAAUUUACAUUUAUUUGAUGUUACACGUUUAUUAAAUGUCAACUUAAGUCUUGAUAAGUAUUAUUAACAGUAUUAAGAUGAUUCCUUAGUGUUUUAAAGUUUAGUAAAACAUAUAUAUAUUAGUAAUGACGCAAUUGUGGAAUUUGUUUAAUGUAAGACUUCAUUUAUACCAGCAAUAAUUUUUUCAAUCAGUAUUUUUUUGUCAAAACUGUCCACCCCUUUUACAAAGUCUUGUUAAGCACGUGCACAUCUAAAGAAAUAUUAACCAAUGAAUAAUUUAUUAAGUAUUUAAUUUGGAAUGCUAAAAUCAUUGUCAUCUCAAGGGGAAAAUCUUCUUUUGUAAGUCAAAUAGCGAUAACGGUCCGUUAUGUGUACACCCUAAAUAAAUAUUAGUUUGAAAAAGACCCUCAGUGUAGAAAUAAAUGGUGUCCAUUGAGUAAUAGUACAUUUGAAAAGCGGUAAAAUUGUUACGUAAAUUUUUUAAUUUUUACGAAAAUAUUUUAUGCAAAAUUAAUUUAAUUUUAAUUUUUAAUCGUGUAAUAUAUUUCAUUUUGGAUAAUGAUAGGAAUUCCUUUAAUGCAAUUAAUAUUUACCUUUUUUUAUAACUACGCGAAUUUUAGUGAUGUUUAAGACAAGGAAAUAAGACCUCGAUAUCGAUAGAGUGAUUGUAUAAUAUCUCUAUCGACACUUUAUUAGAGGUAUGAAAACAAUGAAAUUCUUCUUACACAACAUAUGACAAAACAUUUCAGUUUGUACCAACAAUCUCCUUUUAUUUACAUAAAGAAUCCUUCAUGAUGAAGACAUGUGUAUAUUUGCGAAAAACAUAAGAAAUGUCACAUCUAAGUUGACGAAAUCCCUUUGAAACCCCAAUACAUGUACAGAUCUCUGACUUUAUUUUGUACAACAAAACAUAUAACAACUAUGUGAGAGGAAUCAGUAAACUUUAUGAAUAUUUGAUCAAAGCUCAGAUGUUCAUUUCUUGUGCUUUAUCCUGGAAACAUAAACUCAGUAGUAAUAGACGACUACUAAAUAAUAAAUAUAUUAACAUAGUCGGUUUCUUAUUAUUAAUAUGACAAAUAGGAUUUAUAUAUAUCUAUAAAGCGUCCAUCAUCUCUAACAACAUUUUUUUGUUAAAUUCAUUUCUUCAAACUUAUCAAAUAUGAACAAAAACGUCAAGUAAAGUCGCAUGGUAUCAAGUGAAUAAGAUUUGGCAAAAAAUUAACCAUCAACGUGGCGCUUUACUAUUCAAAAUGUUAGAUUUUGCUUUAUUUAGCCAUUUCAAUCACUCUACGCUUUCAAACUAUUCGGUCGAUGCGUUUGUUUGAACAAAAAACAGGGUGAAAUUUACGGGUUGAGGUAAACAAAGAUUUACGUCAGGAAAAACAAGUUUUCAGUUCGGCUGUUUGCGUAGGUAACGUUUUUGUUUGAACUGUACGCAGAGAGCUGUUGCGGUCACAAUAAUUUGCAUUAAAAGCUUUCCUUUAUAUAAAAUUUGAUUAUAGAAAAACGGACUAGUUAAAUAGCCGCCGCGCUUCUUGCUCUAAAUUAAUUCUGCCCCUUUUUUAACGGGGGGACGUAAAGAUGAAAAUCACAUAUGCAUAUCAUGUUUCCACUCCUACAUAUAAUACCAAAAACAACUUUAUGAACUUAUACUGACUCAAAAAUAUACACACAAUAAACGAGCACACAAGCAAGCAAUUUAGAUGGAAUACGCGCGCUUCACAGAUCCUAUCUCUUAAAAGUCAAUGUAUAAGUGACACACAUCGUAUUUUCCUUUCAAUUACCCUGAUUACUUUUUAAUGAAAACGCUUUCGUGUCAUAGUUUCACUAUAAUAUGCCAUUAGCUAAUUUAUUGUUACUGCGAGUCUCCACUGUAUUUAUACAUGUAUUACAACAUUGCCAUCCCACACAUUAUCGUAUAAAAAUAGAGAUAGCUAUCAUUUUCUUUCAGAUGUUAUAAACAAAAUUCGUGGUUAUUUAAAUAUAUAGAUAUAUAUAUUAUAUAUGCUUGUAUGUGUAUCCAAUAUAUGUAAACUACGUAAUAGAUAAAAUAAAGACUUCUAAAUAACUCGAAGCUGUAUUUUCAGAAACAUAUAUAUUUAUUAAUAAAAUUGUUACCACUGUUUUUAUCGACUGUACCUUUUUAAAAUUAAAAAAAUGAUUAUUUUAUGUUUAUUAAAUUAUUCAAACUUUCGUGAGACAUUAUACUAAACUGAUAUAUAAAUGUCGUCGUCGUCAGUGAGCGACGGACCGCGUCCGCGAAAUAAUACCAGUACCACUCAUCCUGAUGAAGG